Cylindrotheca closterium is the source of this 2919-nucleotide messenger RNA. The record is from the annotation of a GenBank genome assembly. NCBI's taxonomy places the organism in Eukaryota, Bacillariophyta, Bacillariophyceae, Bacillariales, Bacillariaceae.
AUGAGUAGGAAUAGCAACAACAAUGGCAGAGCCAAUAACAAGGGGCGUGGCAUAUCUCUUUGGUUCAAAAACAGAAGAAACACUGGCGCCAGCACUAGCACCAGAUCGAUCAAUGAUUCAGCGAGUGCAGCCGAUAUUCUUCUUCGGUCAUCUUCUCGUUCAGUGGGAGCUCGGUCUACCACUUCGGAAAGUCACUCCAAGAAAAAGCUUGACAAAAUCAUUGGAGGCAUCAAAGCUGUUGAGAAGACUCACAAGGAAUUGGCAAAAAUACCAAAAGUUGUUACACCGUGGCAAAACUUUGUGGAAGAAGAGUAUUUUAUCAAGUUCGGUGGAAAGUGGCCUGACACCUUCCCUGCGCGAACUCCGAAUCCUUUGGAGUUUCAAAUGAAACCAAGGACUCCAAGAGGCAACCCAGCGUCAUGGAGUAUAAUACAAGAAGCAGAAGUUAAAACUCCAAUGCCAUGUGAGAAUCCAGAUGAGCUGCCUACCAAAUGGCACAGGGUAAUCACAGAACGUGACUGGAACUCUGUGGGAACCAUGUUGGCAGCCGUGCAAAAGGAAUCUGUGCCACCUAAAGGUCAAGAAACUAAUACAGCGAAUGAGGAUAUUACAGAUGCAAACAAAAUGUCUCCGGAUGACGCAGGCACUGACGAUGUAUUGGCACCGCUUUCACAAACUGAUUCUUCAGACUACACCCCCAUGCAUUUAGCCUGUGCGGAAAAAAUGCCUUCGAAACUGACGCAGCAAUUGUUUUCGUUGAACAAAGAUGUUGCCAUAUUAAAGGACAAUCAAGGAAGAUUACCACUUCACCUUGCAGCGUUGUAUCGUAACAGUGCAGGUGUGCUAGACCGUUUGGUCCGAUCCAAUCCAGACACCAUUGCAGUGGCAGAUUCCCAUGGACGAUCACCCCUCCGAUAUGCCCUUUUGGAAGCUGAGCGAAGGCGAGACAAGUCUCUUAUUGGUAUGGACUGGAAAUAUCCCGUGACCCGACGACAAUCCCGGUGGCAGACGACACAAGUCGCAAAUUGGAGCAAUGUUGAGCUUUUACUGAAGAGUAUGAUCCGUCGAAAAAAGCUGUUGUAUCAUGCCAGCGAUCAGGCACUAGUGCUCGAGUCGGUACAAUGUUUUGCACCUCCCGACGUGGUGAUAUAUAUGUUGACGGUUGGAAUCAAGGUGAUAGCAAACGAAACCACUUCAGUGAUUUUGUUUUCUUUGCUCUUUCGAUUCAACUAUCCCAUUAAAGUUUUCGAAGUGGCCUUGCAAAUGUGCAUACGAACCAUGCCCAUACCCAAGCUGGUCGACUUGUUCCAGCAGGGUCUGGUACGGCAUUUUGAUGAGGGCUGUAUGGAAAUAUACCGGGAAAUGUCCGAAACCAAGCUCUCAUAUCGGGACGAGCUUUUGGAGGGUGGCGGCGUUGCAGCCUGGGAUGAUGAUGCCUGCAAAGAUUGGUGGGAUCGACUCAUGUUCUUUCUUACCGUGUCCACCUAUCAGGGGUUGACCUAUGACGAAGAUCUCGGGAUACCCCAAGACCAGCUGGUCCACUCGGCGCUGAGUAUUCCAGAGAUUGCUUCUUCAUUGGUAGAUUUCUUCCUACGCCUCACGCCAGAUUGUGGUCUCCAGCCAGAUAUCAAAAAUGGUGCUCUUCCCAUUCACUUGGCAUGUAAGAAUACCAAAAACAAAUCCAUUGGGAAACGGUUGCAAAUCUUUAAGUGUGCUCUAGAGGGGGGUUCUAAUUUGCGACGAAAGGAGUACCGAGGGAGACUGCCAUUGCACCUGGCUUUGGUAGCCGACCAACCACUACCAGUUCUUCAGACGAUUCUAGCGCUCGACACUCAAACGGCCGGAAGAAGAGACCCAAUGACCAGACUGUUCCCGUUUCAGUUAGCUGUCUUGUCUCAUCCAUUGAACGGAAGCAGAGAAGAAGGAGAAGGGAAAGAGGAUGGAAACGAUAGCAAGCCAAGUGGAGAUGUUGUUUGGAGCAAGCUUGAUGCUAGUUAUGAAUUAUUGCGAGCCUGUCCUAUUGCCGUAUUACCACAAAUGUACAUGGGUACUGGCAACCUAAAGGCCGACAUCAAUCCAAUUACGCUACACGUAGUAAAUUGGUGCUACGAAUACAGCCAAGACAAAGAAUGGGUUCCCUGUGAGUAUCGCAUCCAACAGCUGAAAGAACUUCUUUCUUCAAAGGAUACCGAGAUCGCUGACGAGGAUUUGCAACAACGGUGGACCAAAACAAAGCAACUGAUAUGGCAGUUGUAUAAGAUCCGUUCAGCCAAGCAAAAGAACAAGCUGAAGCUUGGCGACGACAAAUUUCUGCUUCAUGCUGCCCUGAAGAAUGGUUUGACGCCUCCUCUUUUGAUUGCUAUCAUCCUUCAACAGCAGGAAUCAUCCGUGCACAAAGCGCUAUCAGGGAAUACUUGGUAUCCAGUUCAUUUGGCCGCACGAUCGCCGUCAUAUACACCGCUACCGUUCGAGACUAGUUGCAUUGAGCUACCAGCCACCACAGCUCUAGGACUGGUGGCUAAUGCCACCAAACCAGAAAAUCUAAGGACGUUGUCGGGUGGCAAGACUCCAUUGGAACUAGCUCUGACUACUGGAAAGACCUGGGAUGACAUUGAAGCAUUGGUGAAACUGCAUCCCGAAAGUCUCUUGCACCCAGAGUCUAAGAGUGGCCACUAUCCAUUUCAACACGUCGCUUCCAAGCAAUCAUCUCCUUCUGCCCACAAAAUUGUCCGCUCGCGUAGCCUGCUGGAAAAGUGGAACACGGACCCUUCCUCAGGUGCCGAGAAUGCGGCCAAAAUCAAGGGAUAUCGCAAAGCCUACCAACUAGAAAAGUUAACGACGGUCUUCGAAAUCUUGCGGGCCAAACCAGCUGCCAUUCUUGCGGCCGCGAGAGGUAUCAGUUUCAAAAUGGAGACUUGA